This is a messenger RNA of Panicum virgatum (switchgrass), 5219 nucleotides long. RefSeq lists its product as uncharacterized. Lineage: Eukaryota; Viridiplantae; Streptophyta; Magnoliopsida; Poales; Poaceae. The record is from RefSeq and is a predicted model, not a curated record. Bases 3689 to 4798 code for a protein of 369 amino acids. The transcript has 2 exons.
CCGAUUUGUUUCGUGGACGUGCUCGCGUUUGGAUAAAUCCUGCCGCUGCAUGUUCCUGCUCUUCUUUUCCUCCUACUCUUCCUCUGUCUUGCUUUCUGGGUUUGUUAACUCCGCUGGUUGUGGUUCCUUUCUUCACCGUUGCUUUCGCUGCUGGCUUCGAGCUUUGCUGUUUUUGCUCCUUCGGUUCUCGCUACUAACUUUUGUGUGGUUAGUUCUGGUACUUCGUUUGCUUAGGAUACUGUCUACCCUUCGCUGCUACUCUCAAUCUGUCUCUCCUUCCCUUUUUUUAACAAGCUGCCAUCACUUUUUGUUUUUGUUCCUCCCGUUGCUAGCUUCCGUGCUAAGGGCCAUGUAUUUCAAAACCUUGUUUUAUGCAUUCUGCUGCUGAGCUCCAUCAAUCGUUUGCUACUUCUUUCGUGCCGCUAGUGUUUGCCCUUCUCCUGCUCAACCUCGUUUCUCGUCUUUCCGCAGCUUUGAUUCUCUAACUUGGCAUUUUGGAAUUGUUAGCCCUUGAUUUGGCUUCUUUAUUUUCCUUGGCUACGAAAUCUGCCUUGCCUUGGGACGGUGGCUUCCUUUACUAUGAUUUUUAUUUGGCCUACAGUUUUCCCCACUCUUUUUAUUUUCUAGAUCGAAAUUUGCUAUAUAUAUUGCACUGGGAUAUUUUUCUGCAGUUGCAAUUAUUCUAAAGAAACUCGCAUUUGCUAUAUAUAUUGCUAGCAGUUCCAAAAUAUUUUUAUUAGAAUAUUUUUUUACAUACUGUCUACUCACGCGCAUGGGCACGCGCUAAUCACUAGUGAAAAUUUAUUCACGUGGCAUAGUCCAUUUGGCCGCGCUGUCCUGACCGGCGCGAUAGCCGGUCUCCAUCGGAAAACCGUGGUGCGGCUCCAAUAUAGUGCCUACGGGGCUAGAUCUGUCACGCCACUAACGUGAUAAGAAUUAUAAAUCGAGACCGCUCUGAUUAUCUUCUUCCCUUCCCAUUCUUAUCCCUCACCUGCUCUAGGAGAACCCUUGCUACUCAGCCGCCGGUGGCCUCCGCCCCUCAAUCCCAUAAAUCCACCCUUUUUAGGUUGGAAAACUUAGGGGAAAUGUUCCUCACUGUCAGACCCGGAGCAGCGGGACUGCUCAUAGGCAUAGAAUGUUCUAGAGUAAGGGAUAACGCACGGAUGUACCAUACCUCUCUUGUAACUACCCAAAUAGGCGUAGAACUAGCUGUUAUACAAGGAAACUACCCGACUAUGUUGUAGUAGGACUCCAACUGUAAUCGGUUAGGAUUUUCCAUGUAACCCUGUCCCUUCGGAUAUAUAAGGACUUGCAGGGACACCCUCAAAACAAAUCAACACCCAAGGUAAUACAAGCAACCACACAAGACGUAGGAUAUUAAGCAUCUUGUGGCUCGAACCUGUCUAAAUCCUUGUAUUCUUUGCACCAUCGAGUUUCAGAGCUAGUCGAUCCCUACCUACAAUCCUACUGCUAAGGGUAUCUGUUGGAUUGUUAUUCCAGCCAGUCCACCAGGGGUGUACCCGGCGGUAGAGUUUCAGGACGGGGAUCUUAGGACCAAGAGCUCGAUGGUAACACGAAGACGCAGAGACUUAGACAGGUUCAGGCCGCGAUGUGCUUAAUAGCCUACGUCCUGUGUUUGGGGUUGUAUUAGGUGAUGAGGACAUCGCCAUGCUGGACAUGCACGAACCGGCCUCAUCUCCAAGUUAUAAGUCGACUCCAACUCGGUUUUCACGUUCAUCUCGGAUUCAGCCAACACCCUUGCACGGUUUCGACGAUAUCUCCCUCAUACGGAGUCGGAAUGAGGUGAUCUUGAAUGCGUUGGAAUCGUGACGAUGAGACGCUUCUUUUGGUUCUGGUCCCAGCUCCAGAAGCCUCGUAGAUCAUUCUGUGUGACCAUGGGAAUGUGCUGCGACACCCAUUUUGGGCCUUUUUCAGGCUUUGUAUCGCGUCGGGCCUUAAGCCCAAGUUGUGGGUGCCCCCCUGGUCGCCCCCAACCAUAGGACGCCCCCUUCUCCUUUAAACUCAGUAGCCGUCGCCAUUUAGACUUGGGUUUUGUUUAGUUCUUGUGUUUUCCUUCGAGAAACAGAGAUUGAUUCGUUGUAACUGUGGCGACAAGUCCUUUUACAGUGAUCCAGGGCCCCCGUUCUUGAUCUCCUCCACUGUGUCGAUUAGUCCUUUGGAAUCGAGUUCUCAAACCACUCUUUGAUUCGCUUCAUUCAUAUUUGCAAUAUCAGAUUGCGUGUUUACAUCUUCUUGCUUGUGUUCUUCGAUUCGCUUGCAGGAAAAGCCUUCUCGGCGAGGUCAAUCAAGUUGUGCUUGGUUGAUAACCAACAGAGCAGUGGUAUAACGGUUGCUUGACUUCGAAUCGUGCUGAUUAGAAGCCGGAUCGCUAACGUCACACACUCCACCAAUCGAAUUUACCUCUACCUCUCGGAAGUUCGGGCCGCGUCUACAUCAAGUGGUAUCAGAUUUCAGGUUUCCCGUGAGGUCACAUCCCACCUCUGUUUAAGGUGCAAAUUUUUGUGGUUGGAGCUUGUGUUACAUCUGUUCGGAGAAAAAUAUAUAAAAAGAUAGUUGAAAAAAAAAAGAAAUCCUGAUUCCUACUAGUCCUGGAGGUUUUUCGCGGAAAAAAUUAAAAACAAGUGCGUCUCCAAGGAUGAACUUAAGAAACUUGUUGAUGACCAUCGCACCUACAUCGACGGGAAGUUCAAUGAGAUGAUGCGCAGUAUCAAUGGAGUUGUCACACGCCUUGAGCAUAUUGAACAACAUCCCCCUCGACAGCGACACCGACGCCACCCUCCUGAUGGUGAUGAGGACGAGGAUGAGGAUGCCGUCCUUGAUGAUGAUGAGGAUCGUGAUGCGUACCGUCUUCGGCGCAAUCAUCAAGGUAUUGGUGGUAAUCAUAAUCAUGGUAACAAUGAUUCUUUUGCUAAAACUAAAUUUACCAUGAUUCCUUUUGCUGGUACUGCUGAUCCUGAGGCUUAUUUAGAUUGGGAACUCAUUGUUGAACAAAAGUUUAAUUCUCAUUUGGUUCCUGCUGAGCAUAGAGUCAGACUUGCUACUAGUGAAUUUACUAGUUUUGCUUUGUUUUGGUGGAAUGAUCUUUGCAAUGCUGGUAAUGCUGCUGCUGUGCCUCAAACUUGGCCUAUUUUGAAACAACGCAUGAAGUCUCAUUUUGUUCCUCCUUAUUACCAGUGCGAUCUACGUUUAAAAUUGCAAAAUUUAAAACAAGGUGAUAAAGGAGUAGAGGAAUAUUAUCAGGAAUUGCUUAUUGGUCUAGCAUGUUGUGGUAUUCAUGAGGAUGAUGAUGAUACUAGUGCUAGGUUCUUUGGUGGUUUAAAUCUUGAUAUACAGUAUAUUCUUGAUUACAAAGAAUGGACUUGUUUUCCCAAUCGUACCAUCUUGCUCUUAAGGUAGAACGGGAAGUACGGGACGCCGCAUUGUCCAACAUUCUUUCAGGUCCAACACUGGGAGAUCGUUUCAGCAGCGUUCCGACGUGGAGAAGCCUAAGGCGCCUGUUGCUAAGCCACCAGCAACACCACCAGCAACACCACCAGCUCCUGCGCCAGCUUCUGAGGUAAGUAAUGUGUCUACUGUGCAGGCCCAACAACACAAGAAGCAUGCUACGCUUGAAAGGGGGUCUUCGAGUAGAUCAUCUACAAACAUCGUGUGCCACCGCUGCAAGGGAAUGGGACAUGUCAUGAAGUAUUGUCCAAGUACUCGAGCUUUCAUCACUGCACCUGAUGGUAAUGGAUAUGUAAGUGCUAGUGAUGUUGAGGAUGAAUUGGUUCUUGCAGCUAACUUUGUUGCAGAUUCGGAGGACGAGUGUGAGGCAAUUGAUUCUGCGGCUGCGAUAAAGGACCUUCCUAGUCUUCUUGUGCAGCGUGUGCUGACUUCUAAAGUGGAACAUGAUGACGAGGAGAAAAUCCAACGCAAGAAUUUGUUCCACAUGUUUCUCCAAGUUAAGGAUUGCCGUGUUCUCACCGUAAUUGAUAGCGGGAGUUGCAACAACUUGGUGAGUUUAGAUUUGAUCAAGAGGUUUGGUUUGCCCACUCAUUCUAUUCCUCAGCCUUACUACCUUGAAUGGUUCAGCACUAGUGGUAAGACUAAGCUAACUAAAUCAGCACGCAUACACUUUUCGGUUGGUUUUUAUCAUGACUAUGCUGAUUUUGAUGUUGUACCUAUGCAAUCAUCUUCAUUGUUGUUAGGACGACCAUGGGAAUUUAAUAAUGAUGUUGCACACCAUGGUAGAACUAAUACAUACACUUUCAUGCAUAAGAACAAAAAGAUUACUUUGCUUCCUUUAUCACCAGCUGAUAUUAGGAAACAUUUUAAUGAGUUUGCUGCAAAUGAUAAGAAAACACCUCCUAGUAAUGACUCUUGUGAUGCUCAAACUAAUAGAAUUAAAUUGAAGGAUGGUGUUUAUAUUGCUACUACAUCUUCUGCUGCUGUGUUAUGUGAUAACUCUGAUGCACCUUAUUAUACAAUGCUUUGUCGGGAUAUGUGUUUUAUUAACAAUGAUCCUAUGCCACAUAUUUUGUAUCAUGUUGUCACUAACCUUUUGCAGGAAUUUGAUGCUGGGAUGGAGAUGAGGAUGACUCCAAUUCAAGAAGGGGAGGAUGAUGAGGACAUCGCCACGCUGGACAUACACGAACCGGCCUCAUCUCCAAGUUACAAGUCGACUCCAACUCGGUUUUCACGUUCAUCUCGGAUUCAGCCAACACCCCUGCGCGGUUUCGGCGAUAUCUCCCUCAUACAGAGUUGGAAUGAGGUGAUCUUGGAUGCAUUGAAAUCGUGACGACGAGAUGCUUCUUUUGGUUCUGGUCCCAACUCCAGAAGCCUCGAGGAUCAUUCUGUGUGACCACGGGAAGGUGCUGUGACACCUGUUUUGGGCCUUUUUUAGGCUUUGUAUCGUGUCGGGCCUUAAGCCCAAGUUGUGGGUGCCCCCCUAGUCACCCCCAACCCUAGGACACCCCCUUAUCCUUUAAACUCAGUAGCCACCACCAUUUAGACUUGGGUUUUGUUUAGUUCUUGUGUUUUCCUUCGAGAAACAGAGAUUGAUUCGUUGUAACUGUGGCGACAAGUCCUUUUACAGUGAUCCAGGGCCCCCGUUCUUGAUCUCCUCCACUGUGUCGAUUAGUCCUUUGGAAUCGAGUUCUCAAACCACUCUUUGAUUCGCUUCAUUCAUAUUUGCAAUAUCAGAUUGCGUGUUUACAUCU